This is a messenger RNA of Prorocentrum cordatum, 2349 nucleotides long. The record is from the annotation of a GenBank genome assembly. NCBI's taxonomy places the organism in Eukaryota, Dinophyceae, Prorocentrales, Prorocentraceae.
GUGAGCGGAGGGGCGCGUCAGGCCUCCUGCCCGGAGGGCCUCAGAUACUGCGAGGCUGGGGUCGCGGAGCUGAGAGCGUUCGGGCGGGGCGGGAACAUUGCGCCGUCGGUCAAGGCCCAGGACCUUCUGCUCAAGGGGGUCGAGCGCAUCUCGGACGUCUUGCCUGAGGGGCGCGAUUUGGACGGCACCGAGUACGAGACGCCAGGUGCGGAGUUCAACCGCUUCGCGGAGAUCGCGGAGGAUGCGCGCGUGCGCAUGCGGACCGAGUUGGAGGCGGCAAGGAGGCCAGCGGGCGGAGAGCAAGCGGUGGCAGGCGAAGCCCAGGGGUCGGGGCCAAGCUUUGCCGGCCCGGCGACCCAGGGGCAGAAGAACGAGGACAAGGCGGAUGCGGAGAAGACGCCGCCAGGGUUCGACCCCGAAGCCGAUUGGACAGAGGAUACGGCGGACGUGCACCAGUUCGACAUCACGGCUGACCUGCGCGAGGAGCAGGCCGGGAAGCCCGAUGGGGGCCUGGCCGCCGCCCGUGAGUCCAGGGAGGUCCGCGCUGCACUCGGCGCCGAAGUUCUUCCCAUCCCGGAUUGUUUGAAGCUUGUGCAGGGUCAGCCGAUGGCCAGCAACGCCGCCCUGGACGAUGUUCGUGCUAUGAAGAGUCGCGGUGUGGAGCACGUGCGGCACCGAGUCAUCGAUGAGCCCGACGAUCCCGAGGUGCAGGACAACAUCGACAGGAUGCGCCGCGAGGCCUGGGAAAAGCACGAGGAGCGUCGGAGGACAUGUGCCCGUGGCCUGGACACGCGGGACAUGUUCUUGGGCCGCGAACUGGUGUGCGUCAAGCUGGUCAGUGCCGGCGCGGUGCCCAUGACUCCGAACGAGUUUUUAAAUGCGGCGUCUAAGGCACGGGAGGGCCGCUUGCGCAUGCUCGAGCUGCGGGAGCAUUACCAGACGUUGUUCAAGGAGCUCCCGGAUAAGGCAGCGCAGAAGUUUUCGCCGAACCAGCUGGGGGACGACGACGGACCAUCGAAAGCGCUGGUGGGUUUGGUCAAUCACCACUCUGGCGAGGUGGUGGAGCUGGACGGGUGCAGAACGCAGUGGUGCCUUCGCAAGGUCGCACCAGGCAUUGCCAGUGCCGCGCAAGUCGAGAAUCCACAAUUCUGGCGCGUGCAAGGUGGUUACGCCGUGGGGCGACGCCCGGAGGGGCGGCGCGAGUACGGCCAGCGCGGGUCCGAACUCUUCGCCAAAGCCGUCGACGCACAGGCCCAGCGCGAAGCCGCCGCCGCGAACGAGGGCGAGGACAUCAACCCACAGGUAUACACGCCCGCCUGGGCCCGCCAGUGGAGCAGGGCAUGCGUUCCGUGCGAGGCGGUCGAGACGCGCGAGUGGUGUCGGCAGAGCCCCGUCACGACGCUGGGGGAGCUCUUCUGGGACUUGGGCCGGACGCACACGGCCAAGGCCAUCUACGCCUUCCACAGGACGCUCUGGCUGGUCGCGUUGAAGAGGGACAAGAACAGUUCCACCAAGGCGAGCAGUGCGCCAGGCUUUGCCAGCGCAUCUCGGCCAGCCGGGUCGGCAACUGCUUUCGGUUUCACAGGGUCCGACCUCCAGGCGCCCCGCAUCCGCGCAGAUUACUCGUGCCCGGCGACCAACCGCGAGGUGAUCGUGGAGGACUACAUAGAGGCGGUGGGCUUGUCCACAGCGUACGUCAGCUCCAAGACCAAGCAAGCGUUGCUGGACGAGGCUGCGAAGUGCGCGACGUUGGCGCUGCUUCGGGACAUGCGCCCGCCGUGGCUGGAUCGCGUGUUCCCCCGGGCCUUGCCAGGGGGUGGCUUGUUGUCCAAGUUCACCAGACCGUCUUUCCUCUCCUGGGGCGCCAGCUUCCUCGACGUGCUUUUCGGCACCGCUCUGGGAAGCGAUCUCAACGACCAAGCGGUCAGCGUCGACUACCAGCUGGCGGCAGCGUGCGUGAACGUCGCGUCGAUGUCAAGGCUUUUGCGGGACACCGCGGGUCGGGGCCACUACGCGUGCAAGGAGUGUGCUGAGAGGAAACAGGGCGCCGAUGAGACGCCGGGCUUUCCCAGUGUUGCCCUUCGCGCCAUGUACUUGUACCCCGCGGUGUUCGGGCCGGAUGGCGAGCCCACGCCGCUUCGCGCGAUGGCGCCCCAUCGCGUGUUCGCGCACGCGCCUCCGGAGAAUUGGGGGUGGGGCGUCGAGCGAGUCCAGCGCCACGUGGUGACCCAGGCGAACCCCGCGAUAUCCACGGCCACGCCGACAUGGUACACUUACAACGCGGAGGAGAGCGAGGCCAUUUGGAUCGCAUCCAGUGCGUACAAUGCCACGCCGCCGAGCAAGACGUGA